AUGUUUGCCAUUCCCGCAUCUCCGGCAACGUACCGCCAUCUUCCUCCACCGACUCCACACCUCAUCGACCCAUCCCUUCCUCUCUCUUCUUCCACACUUUUACUCAUCUACUGCUACUUCCACUCUCUAUUUGAGAGUUUAAGGUCCAGCGUCGGCGAAGACGAUCUUUUUAUCAUCAACAUGACCCAAGACAAGCGUGUGGAAGAACGCCGUAGCGAAAGACGGGAGAGUGUUUGCUCGUCUUCCAGUAGCAAUAACAGUAACAACAGUCUGUGCAAGGAGUACCUACUCUCCGCUCGCAUGUCCCCGAACCGGGAGGCUGUCUCAGCACCGCACUCCCGUUCUUGCUCGUUCAGGAACAAACCGAGAUGUAGGGAUGUCGAAGUACUCGGAGCCAGACCCCGAACCAACAGCAUGCCAAACCCCGAUCCUAUCUACCUGUCUGUCUCUUGUGAGAACAUUGGCGAACGACCUACCGGGGCACUCUACCGUGUUCGGUCAUUCACCAAGACAUCCAAGGGACUGAUAAACCGAGGGGAUUCCUUUAAGAAGCGAAGCAACAACAGUAUUAUGUCCAGUGGAAGUACAGUGACUGAUCAAAACGACCUGGGGUUGACGGAACGAGAUCAGAGAACCCGUACGCUCAGCGUGGCCUCUUCCCAGGGUAGCAGUGUUUGCAGCCCUUACGCAACCCCUUCCUACUUCCGUCUGGUCAUUCUUGGUAGCAGUGGUGUGGGCAAAACCUCUCUUUUGCGCCAGUUUAUGACUUCUGAAUACAUGGGUGUUAUCGAGAAUUCUGGUGAAUCCGUGUGGGAGCGUACUGUGUCCGUUUUAUUGGAUGGUGAAGAAUCCACCAUGGAAUUCACUGAUGCCUUUGAAGAGGAAGAAAGCCUAGAAAACAUGAAUUUUGACGGUUACGUUGUUGUUUUCUCCCUUACCGACCGCAGCUCUUACAACAACGCCAUCAGUACUGUUCACAAAUUGCGCAAUGAACUUUUCAUCGACAGGGCAAUCAUCUUGGUAGCGAACAAGAGCGACCUUGUUAGGAAGCGAGAAGUCACAGCUGAUGAAGCUCGUGCCAUUGCUAUGCAGUACGACUGCAAAUAUAUCGAGACUUCCGCCGCCCUGAAUCAUCAAGUGGAUGAUUUACUUGUUGGCAGCCUAAGCCAGAUUAGGCUCAAACUGAACAUUCACAUCACAUUUCUAUCUAUCUAUCUAUCUAUCUAUCUAUCUAUCUAUAAUACCUUCUCUCUAUUUUUGUUUCUCGCACACUAUAUCACUUUUUCUCUUUCUCUCUCUCUCUCUUUCUCUCUUUUUCUCUAG
This is a messenger RNA of Acanthosepion pharaonis, 1323 nucleotides long. Lineage: Eukaryota; Metazoa; Mollusca; Cephalopoda; Sepiida; Sepiidae. The record is from the annotation of a GenBank genome assembly.